Trametes versicolor FP-101664 SS1 is the source of this 513-nucleotide messenger RNA. RefSeq lists its product as uncharacterized. Bases 1 to 513 code for a protein of 170 amino acids. NCBI's taxonomy places the organism in Eukaryota, Fungi, Basidiomycota, Agaricomycetes, Polyporales, Polyporaceae. The transcript has a single exon. The record is from RefSeq and is a predicted model, not a curated record.
AUGCGCGAUUCUCGGCACAGGUACAAGGAACUUCAGCGACAGGUUCGCAAAGCUGAAGAGGAGUCCAACUCCAACAUCAACAAUGCGUUGGUAGCACUGGGCCUCGACAAUAUCUUUGAGGACGACAAAGACUACAAGGACCAGCACACCCUGCAGCCGAAUACCCCAGCUGCUGCAAUAACAGGAUCAGCCCAAAUGGUGGCUGGUGACAACAACAGCAAAGAACUGCUGAUGGAACAAACUACCAUCGACACGCACCUCAGUGACUGGCACUCCGACCAGUCAGCUGAAGCGCAGCAAGCAGAAGCUGUGCUAGUCAGUUUGCAAGACCGGAUUGAUGCAGGUCGUGAGCAGCGGCUUCGCAAUGCUGGGCUAUUACCCCCAGAGGACGUUUCACAAGCACCGCAGAAUAAGGCUGCACACGGGUCCGGAUCAUUUCACGGAUAUACCCGCCAAUACCCGUGCCAUGACCCACGGAUACAGGUUGUACGGGUGCGGGUCAUCCGCGUGUGA